GUGCCUGAAGUCAACUAUUGCCCUGGGAGGGGUUUUUUUCUCCUGCGCGGCAUCCAGAAGGCAGCUUCUCUCUCUCGGGGUGACGGCGGCGUUAGCGGCGAGCGUGGGGGGUUCCGUCGCAACUGCGCACGCUGGAAGUCCCCGUGCAGGAGCGGCGAUUCCGCGGUCCAAGGCUAUACUCCACAGGGAAUUGGACUAGAUGAUUUGCAGAUUGGAUCCUGAUUAAUUAGCUAAAUGAAAUGGGAGCAAAAUGCAAUAACAUAACAGAUUGAACAGAUUAAAGAACUCCUUUCUACAACAACAAAAUCUUCAUAAUACAAUGUCUUUGCCAGCUUUACAAUGAUUAGGAAUGACUGGGCAACUAUCUACUACUGGCUAAGCAACAUUCAUUGGAAUAUCUGGUCUUUAAGCCACAAAAUUUGAAUGUGGAACCUUGGUCAAAUCUAAACAGUGUGAUGUUGAAAUGAGAUGAGGCUCCGAAAUGGAACUGUGGCCACUGCAUUGAUUUUCAUCACAUCUUUCCUCAGUUUAUCAUGGUAUACAGCAUGGCAGAAUGGAAAAGAAAAACUCAUUGCUUAUCAAAGAGAGUUUCAUGCUUUGAAGGAACGCCUUCGCAUAGCUGAGCACAGAACCCUGCAACGUUCUUCUGAAUUAAAUACCAUCUUGGAGCAAUUCAGACAGGCAGUAGCAGAAACAAAUGGAAGUAAGGAUGCAUUGAGCAGCGUUUCAGAUGAAACAUUAAAGUUGUUAAAUGAAUUGACAAGCAGACGAUCUCUUCAAGUGCCAAAUAUAUAUUACCACUUGCCUCAUUUGUUGAAAAAUGAAGGAAGCCUUCGACCCUCUGUACAUGUUGGCCUCGGACGAACAGGAGUUUCUAUAGUAAUGGGUAUUCCAACUGUCAAGAGAAAAGUAAAAUCUUACCUUACUGAAACUCUUCACUCGCUGAUUGAUAAGCUGUCACCUGAAGAAAAAUUGGAUUGUGUUAUGAUUGUAUUCAUAGGAGAGCUUGAGGAUGACAUCGUUGUCAAGCAGAAUUAUUUCAGCACAAUAAAAAAUUUUGCACUUCAGUUGUCAUCAGAAGACUGGAUGAUUCUAGAAUUCUCUCAGCUGGGAUUCAUAGGUAAAAUGUUUCAGUCUCCAGAUAUUACACUCAUUGUAGAGUUCAUACUUAUGUUUUAUAAAGAGAAACCAAUUGACUGGCUCUUGGAUCACAUUCUUUGGGUGAAAGCAUGCAAUCCGGAGAAAGAUGCAGUAAGUUUGUUUGAGAAUUUAAUGUUUCUGAAAAGUCUACCUAUAUGACUUGAUUGUAAGAAAAUAUGUUAAGAAACCUAGAUAUAGUUUUUAUAGCUCUUUUCUAAAUUACAGUUUCUUGUAGCUAAGCAAUGUUUAGUGUAUUAUGAAAUGAUUAAGAAGAUACGAUUAAUGGUCGGGACAUUACCAGAAAGAAAUCACUUGAAGCUGUGCAAAGCUUUUGGAUGGAGCAUUUUGAAAAGCAUGAUUAAUAUAACUAAUAUAACUGUCUUGAAAUGUUAAAGAAGUACAUUUUAUAGGAGAUUUGGCAAGGCAGUUUCAAAAACUGACUUUGGCUGUGUGCAUGUUGCACACAUGGACAGCAAUUCUCUGAAACUGCCAGAAAAACAAGGCAGCUCUGUGUGCAAGUAUCUGUAGUCACAGCUAUGAACGUUUUGAAGCAAUCACAACAAACUUUGCAGAAGAGCGAAGGCAAAGAGAGAAUGCUUUACUUAUGCUAGCAUACUUGCAUAUUUUGCAAAACACCUCUUUGCACAGCCCUACUAUACACACACUGCAGAGGCCAAGUACUAUAAAGACUGGAUUAUAUUCUAAAAAUAUUUCAACUUCUCCAACUGCGCCCCAGCAGAUGGCAUGCCUUCUGCAGGUGGACAGCAGAGAAUAUCCUGCCUGAAAUUUGGCCUGCCGUCUAGUAGGCCAAACAGAUUGCUGGGGGAGGAGAGGGGAGGAAUCUACCUGAAUCUACUUAGGGAUAAACAUACAUUUGUGUGAAGGUAUUCCAUUCCCUUUUUCCAAAUGUAGACUCCUUCCUACCACCAUGUUUCCUCGCCUAUGGAUUGAAAGUUGCAACAGU
This is a messenger RNA of Thamnophis sirtalis, 2104 nucleotides long. The record is from RefSeq and is a predicted model, not a curated record. NCBI's taxonomy places the organism in Eukaryota, Metazoa, Chordata, Lepidosauria, Squamata, Natricidae.